This is a messenger RNA of Boeremia exigua, 930 nucleotides long. RefSeq names its product phospholipase C/P1 nuclease domain-containing protein. The record is from RefSeq and is a predicted model, not a curated record. Gene Ontology annotation, molecular function: nucleic acid binding; endonuclease activity. The coding region runs from base 1 to 930 and encodes 309 amino acids. NCBI's taxonomy places the organism in Eukaryota, Fungi, Ascomycota, Dothideomycetes, Pleosporales, Didymellaceae. Gene Ontology annotation, biological process: DNA catabolic process. The transcript has 3 exons.
AUGGUUACUACGAAGGUGCUACUUGGCCCCGCAAUUUUGCUAACCGGAACCUCGGCCUGGAAUACAGAUGUGCACAACCAAAUCGGUUUCAUGGCCGAAACCUUCCUUCAUCCUGAGUCAACCUCCAUCCUCGCCGAAAUCCUCGAACCGCAAUACAACCGCUCCAUAGGCCGUGCAGCUGCGUGGGCAGACGGGUACGCACACACGGCCGAAGGACGCUUCUCGUACCAGUGGCACUGGAUAGACACGCAUGAUCACCCACCACAAUACUGCAACCUUAAUUAUACAAGCGAUUGCGCCGAGGGCGGUUGUGUUGUCAGUGCCAUCGCCAAUCAGACUGGGAUACUCAAAGGCUGCAUCAAGGAUGUGAAGACGGGUACCUUGAAAGGAGGUAGCAACCUGACGUGCUCCUAUGCACUCAAGUGGGUGUCUCAUUUCCUUGGAGAUAUAGCACAGCCGCUGCAUGCUUCAGGACGCGCUGCAGGUGGAAACUUUUACAAGGUCAAGUUUGCCAACGUUUCAACUGAGCUUCAUGCUGUUUGGGACGGAUUCAUUCCCUACUAUGCUGCUGAGGUCAAGACACCUUUCUCGAACCGUUCAAUUGACCCUUUCUUCGAGAAUCUAGUCUCCCGAAUUCACAGAGACAGCUUCUAUGAGGCCCCAUAUACGUGGAUUGCGUGCAGCGACCCAUCAACGCCAGCGAAAUGUGCGACGACGUGGGCGACGGAGAGCAACAAAUGGACGUGCGACUAUGUUUAUAGACGCCUUCGCGGUGACGAGGAUCUAGGCUACAACGGCUAUGCAGAUGGAGCAGUUCCAAUCGUUGAGUUGCAAAUCAGCAAGGCUGCAUACAGGCUGGCGACCUGGUUGAACAAUCUGGUCAGUGCCAAGGGGUCAUCUCCUGAUGACCAGGAAAUACUUGAGCUCUGA